AUGAAGCCGCAGGGGCUUCUUCUCAUCUCUGCAGCCGUCUUCCUCUUGGCCAGCGGCAGUCCAGUCACUCCAGCUGACCACAUCCAAAUCCAGGAGGAUUUUGACGAAGCGAGAGUCUAUGGGAAGUGGUACGUUACUGCUCUUGCCACAACCUGCAAGUGGCUGAAGAAAUAUAAGGACCAGUACAUGAUGGGCACUCUGGUAGUGGCACCGGGGAAGACAAACAAGGAGCUCUCCGUGACCUCCACCCGGCUCCGGCAGGGCAUGUGCAGCCAAGCAGUCGGAGUUUACCAAAAGGCCAGCACCCCGGGAAAGUACCAUUACUACAAUUCCAUAUGGGAGACUCAGGUUGAGGGCUAUGUGGCUCGCACCAACUACGAUGAAUACGCCUUCGUCGCGUGGGAGAAGAACAGCAGCUACGGAUACACCAUCACAGCCCAGCUUUACGGAAGGAGGCCCGAGCUGCGGGAGGACCUGAUAGAGGAGUUCAGACAGUUUUCUGUGAACCUGGGAAUCCCUGAAGAUGCCUUUUUCAGGCUGACAGAAACAGGGGAGUGCGUCCUCCCAGAGCUGGAAAGCAACCUGCAGAGAGACCGGAGGAGCACCUGGGAUGAGGAUGCAGGGUCUGCUGACGACUCCCCUUCAUUUGUGGGGGGCAAUCGGGAAGAUUUCUGCCUGAAGCCGAGGGACCCCGGGCCCUGCCUGGGCAUGGAGGUCCGCUACUUCUACAACAUCACGUCCCAGAACUGCGAGAAAUUCUUCUACGGGGGCUGCCGGGGAAACCAGAACAACUUCAACUCGGAGCGCGGCUGCCUUCAGACCUGCCGGACGGAGGCGGCCUGCCGGCUCCCCGUUGUCUCGGGAGACACCUGCAAGGUUAAAUUCUGGGCCUUCGAUGCCAGCCGGGGCAAAUGCGUCACCUUUGAGGGCUGCGGCGGCAACGCCAACAAGUUCUACCUGGAGAAGGAAUGCCAGGAGUACUGCGGCGUCUUCCCCAGUGAUGGGGAGGAAUUCUUGCAUCUCUCCGCCCAGUGAGAUGCCAGAGGAGAGCUGCAAAAAGCAGGACGAGGAUGGCCGCGCGAUUUUCAACGCAGGCUUCCUGACUGGGUCGGGAUCAAUAAACGCGGCCGCUCGGACUGAACCAAGCGCCUCCGCGCAUUCUG
Molecule: messenger RNA, 1163 nt
Organism: Candoia aspera
Lineage: Eukaryota; Metazoa; Chordata; Lepidosauria; Squamata; Candoiidae
Gene: AMBP
Product: alpha-1-microglobulin/bikunin precursor
Exons: 10
Coding region: 1-1035 (344 amino acids)
Molecular function (GO): serine-type endopeptidase inhibitor activity
Source: RefSeq, a predicted model, not a curated record